AUGUCCCGUGGCGUCCAGUCAUCCCACCUCAGACAGGUGCCCGUGCGCAGGACAAGGAAAGCUCACAUCAGGCAGGGCCACGCAGCAUUCCCCGAGGAGCAGCCCCUAUCCCAGCCUCAUGUGGCACACAAGGGACCAUGUUCCCUCUCACAGGUGUCCAGGAUGCUGGCGUUGUGCCUGCUGUCCCUGGCCUGGCUCAGCGAGGGCUCCCAGCGCAGCGAGCCCAUGUUUGCAGCCGUCACCCACCGCCUUCUCCCGCCCGACUACGACAGCAAUCCCACACAGCUCAACUAUGGCGUGGCUGUCACCGACCUGGAUGCCGAUGGUGACUUCGAGAUUGUGGUGGCAGGGUACAAUGGCCCCAACCUGGUGCUCAAGUAUGACAAGGCACAGGGGCGGCUGGUGAACGUGGCAGAGGAUGAGCGGGGCUCCCCGUACUAUGCACUGCGGGACCGGCAGGGCAACGCCAUCGGUGUGACAGCCUGCGACAUCGACGGCGAUGGCCGCGAGGAGAUCUACUUCCUAAACACCAACAAUGCCUUCUCUGGCAUGGCCACCUACACAGACAAGCUCUUCAAGCUCCGCAAUGGGCGCUGGGAGGACAUCCUGAGUGACGAGGUGAACCGGGACGUGGCCAGCCGCUUUGCUGGGCGGUCUGUUGCCUGCGUGGACCGGACGGGCUCCGGCAGGUACUCCAUCUACAUCGCCAACUAUGCCAGCGGCAACGUGGGCCCCCAUGCCCUGAUUGAGAUGGAUGUGGCUGCCAGUGACCCUGCCCGCGGUGUCGUGGUGCUGGUGGAUGUGGCCGCCCAGGCUGGCGUCAGCAAGUACACAGGUACACCCGGCUUCUGUGGCCCUGCGGAGGGGACUCGCGGCAGGGCACGGCGAGCCCGGACGCGGCCCCGGAGAGGGGCUGCGAGGGAAGACCGCUGCUGGGCGUCCCGGCGAGUGCCGGACACGGAGAUCUUUGGGAUGCGGCUGUAG
This is a messenger RNA of Cyanistes caeruleus (blue tit), 984 nucleotides long. The record is from RefSeq and is a predicted model, not a curated record. NCBI's taxonomy places the organism in Eukaryota, Metazoa, Chordata, Aves, Passeriformes, Paridae.